AUGGAGCAAACUUUCAUCAUGAUCAAGCCCGACGGCGUCCAGAGGGGUCUGGUCGGUCAAAUCAUCUGCAGGUUCGAGCAGAAGGGUUUCACUUUGAAAGGUCUAAAGCUGAUCACUGUGGACCGUCCAUUUGCUGAGAAGCACUACCAAGACUUGUCAGCCAAGCCUUUCUUCAGUGGCCUUGUUGAUUACAUUAUUUCUGGCCCAGUCGUUGCCAUGAUCUGGGAGGGAAAGAAUGUUGUGUUGACAGGAAGGAAGAUCAUUGGUGCAACAAACCCUGCAGCAUCUGAACCAGGAACCAUCCGUGGAGAUUUUGCAAUUGACAUUGGCAGGAACAUUAUCCAUGGCAGUGACUCAGUUGAGAGCGCUAACAAGGAAUGUGCGUUGUGGUUCCCUGAUGGACCUGUGAACUGGCAGAGCAGCCUUCACUCUUGGAUCUACGAAUGA
This is a messenger RNA of Eruca vesicaria subsp. sativa (arugula), 447 nucleotides long. NCBI's taxonomy places the organism in Eukaryota, Viridiplantae, Streptophyta, Magnoliopsida, Brassicales, Brassicaceae. The record is from the annotation of a GenBank genome assembly.